GGUAGGCUCAUAAAGACUAAACGAUCACAAAACGUAGAGAUUUCGGUAGUACGCAGAGUGUGACCGAGGUAGUUCAAACAACCCAAAUAAAUAAACAUUCAGUAGUUCUACUGCAAUUUUUCCGAAUGAACUACGAAUUUUGUUGCAAACGGUUUUCCUUUACUUUUAAAUGUUAAUUUUUGCAUAUUUCCCUUUUAAAUGUCCUUAUCACCGGCGAGUAUUUUAACGAAAUUGGACGAACUAAAAAAAUGGCAACAGCAGCAGCAGGAGCGCCUCCUGUGCCUAAACAAACCCACCCUCCGGAAAUCGAACUCAUCCUUGGAUACAUCGGGAAAGGAACCCCUUACUAUAAAAAGUACCUCUACCGACGUGAAGCCGAAGCAGCCGUUUCUAAGACGAGGUGCUGGUCUGUCGCGAUUUCGCAUGUACCCCGGUGAGCAAUUCAAGCCUUUCUCGGCGACCAAGAGGCCGACCAUUGUCAAAGACCCGCGACCUCCGCUCACUCCGCUCAAGAAGCCGAGCGACAGCAUCGUAACGAAAGCGGUGUGGGGACUGCCGUGCGUUGACAAAAACGACACCGAUAGGGAGCUACAAAUAUUCGAGGCGUUGGAGGAGCGUACCAAUCGCCCGAGCUUCUGCUCGACGAACUCCAGCGUGGUCAACUUACUGGCGAGCACUCCGCAACCGCGUUCGAUCGUAACCGACGGCGAGGAAACCUGCGAGAUCGACGAGUACGAGGAGCAAAUACAAAAGGACUACUUCAACUUGAUCGAGAAGGCGUUCGAGUUCAAGCAGUACGUCGCCACUCCGAAUUCCAGUUUGAGCUCGAUCGCCAACGACACGGACGUCGCGUACAAUGACGAAAAUCGGUGGACCGAGGUGGAGGUCCAGACGACCGUCAGCUCGGCGAGCAGCUGCAUCUCCGAGAAGGCGCAGACGAGACGGAGCGUCGAAACUAUGACCGAGCCGAUCGAACAGGCCGACCCCAAAGUCGGAGGUCUGGAGGCGGAGUUGAAACGUUUACACGUGGAGAAUGGCAAUGCGAAGAAGCUGAAGGAGAAGUACGAGCAACAGACGAAAGAAUUUGAAAGGUACAAGAAGGAGAUACUAAAACAAAUCGAGGAUGAGAAACUGAAAAUGGCAACCACACUGGAAGAGGAACGGAAAAAGUUGGCCAAAGAAAAGAUGGUUUUCGAAAAGUACGUCAAAGACCAACAGAACAAGCCGUCCAGGAAGGAGCGCGCGGAAAUUACCGCCUUAAAAAUCGAAGUGGCGACGUUACAGGAAACGUUAAAGGCGAAGGAGUCGAAAAACGGAACUACUCAGGCGCGUUUGCGCAACCAAAUCAAAAACUUGGAAAAGGACAACGCGAACCUCAAGGCGGAAAUCGAGGACCUAAACAGACAGCACGCCAAGGCGAUCGUCUCGCAACGAAUGCGACGCAAGCCGUCCAGUACCAAGACGUUGCACGAAAUCAACGACAGCUUAUCCGAGCUGAUGGUGAUGCGUAAACCCGCAGAUCUUCCCAAGGAGAACGUAACCCCCGCGCCACCGGAACCGGCGAACGAUCGUAUCGAGCGAACGUCAAACGACGGCUCGAAACAGAUCAAGUAUAGCAACGGUAAUAUUAAAACGAUCUCGCCGGACGGUAAUGUUAUAAUAUUUCAGUAUUUUAACGGAGAUAUUAAAGAGACUAACUUACUGGAAGGUACGAUACGUUACCAUCACCGCGACAGUAAAGUAAAUCACACGACGAAUCCUGACGGUACCGAGCUGAUUCAGUUCGCCGACGGUCAGAUUGAGCGGCGUCUGCACGACGGCGUCUGCGAGAUCGAGUACCCGGACGGCGUCAGGCGGAAGACCUACUCGGGCGGCGUCGAGGAGAUCGUCUUUCCGGACGGGACCGUCGUCAACGUCUUUCCGGACGGGACCGUCGUCAACGUUAACAAGGACGAGCAGGUGAUGACGCUGCCGAACGGCCAGAGGGAGAUACACACGAGCGAGCACAAGCGAAGGGAGUAUCCGGAUGGUACCGUGAAGAUAUUGUAUCCCGACGGGUCUCAGGAGACGAGGUACUCCAGCGGGCGUGUUCGUUUGAAGGACAAAAAUGGAAAACUCGUCAUGGAUUCUCAAUUUUAGGCAGACGUUUCCAUCUUCAGGUGUAACCCAUCUUCAGGUGAACAGUGGGGGGGGGGGGGUAUUCCAGACUUCUGAUGGAUUUAUGUAUUAUGCCCCACAAAAUGGAAAACCAUAACGUACUUCCCAGGAA
Molecule: messenger RNA, 2269 nt
Organism: Photinus pyralis (common eastern firefly)
Lineage: Eukaryota; Metazoa; Arthropoda; Insecta; Coleoptera; Lampyridae
Gene: Sas-4
Product: centromere protein J
Exons: 6
Coding region: 199-2139 (646 amino acids)
Biological process (GO): cilium assembly; centriole elongation
Cellular component (GO): nucleus; centriole; centrosome
Molecular function (GO): tubulin binding
Source: RefSeq, a predicted model, not a curated record